AAUUCGGACCGUUCCAUGAACGAACAAACAAAAUGCAUUUCUCCACACUGUUCGUUGUGCAUUUAAUUUUUCUGAUAAAAUAUCAACAGACUCGAGCCGAUAGAAGACCAUACGACGUUGAAAUCCGAUCGUUUGAGCCAAAUACUAUGGGAACAGGAAUAUUCGAACCGAAAACACUGAGAGUAAACAGAAAAGGGCGGAAUGAGUACGUUCUGACCGGGGAUUUUACAUUGAAUAUGAAUCUUGGCGAAGAUUCCAUGUUGGUGUACGAAAUCUUCAAGAAAUUAGAUGUGAACAACAAGUACAUGAGUGUACUGAAAGGCGGGGGAAACAUUUGCAAAUUUUGUGCAACAAAUACCAACUUCUAUCCGAGAUUUCAGACUUUUACCAAUUUUCCGGAUGCUAACACUUGUCCGUUUCCAAAGGGAAACUACACUAUAAAGGAUUACACAUUUGAUGACCAACUUCUACCAGCGAACGUUCCCACUGGCACUUAUGUCGUGAAAACUACAUUUUCGAAGGAUAAUCAAAAUAUUUUCGGGGUUUCGACGGAACUAUUUGUUUCCAAAGGUUAAUGACGGUAAAUCUGGGCCUAUCGAGCAUAUCAAUCAACAAUGAAGAAAAAAGCGCUUGUGGAGGGAAUGGAUUUUACUCACACUCUUUGUGUCUUGUAUCCCAAUUUUCAGUUAAUAAAAGCAUACAAAAUUGACGGUACAUUGACUAGUCUGUCACAAAC
Messenger RNA from Bradysia coprophila, 736 nucleotides. RefSeq names its product Chemosensory protein A 7a. NCBI's taxonomy places the organism in Eukaryota, Metazoa, Arthropoda, Insecta, Diptera, Sciaridae. The record is from RefSeq and is a predicted model, not a curated record.